Molecule: messenger RNA, 3390 nt
Organism: Lethenteron reissneri (Far Eastern brook lamprey)
Lineage: Eukaryota; Metazoa; Chordata; Hyperoartia; Petromyzontiformes; Petromyzontidae
Product: zinc finger protein 652-B-like
Biological process (GO): regulation of transcription by RNA polymerase II
Cellular component (GO): nucleus
Molecular function (GO): protein binding; DNA-binding transcription factor activity, RNA polymerase II-specific
Source: RefSeq, a predicted model, not a curated record
CCCGCGCUCGCUCUGAGCUGGGCUCCCCGCACCGGGAGAUUUCUCUCUCUUCUCACCUUUCUCACAGAUUACUACUCGGCUCGUCGGGGCCACAUUCAAGCGCAACAACGAACCCUCGCCGCCCGCUACUUUGCACGCUUAGCGGGGACUGCGGGGGCACCGUGAAGAUGAUUAAACUGGAGAAUCAGACCCUGAGGGCAGAGAGGGUGGAAGAUCUGCCGGUGCCAGAGUACACGCUGCGAGAGGAUGUGGAGCAGCACGCGGCGCGGCUCACGCAGCAGCUGAACGAGCAGCGCCUGCAGCAGCCACACCUGUGCGACGUGGACGUGGUUGUGGUGGAGGGCACCGGCGCUGGACACAAGCACAAGAACAAACAGAAGCAGCGGCAGCACAAGUUCCCCGCUCACCGGGGCGUGCUGGCUGCAGGGAGCCGUUUCUUCGGCGGCCUCUUUGCGACCGAGGGCCUCAAGCCGUCCGUCGGUCGUGGCCGCCAGCGCCUGGAACUGCGCCUGCAGGAAUUGUCGGCGCGUGGCUUCCAGCACGUGCUGGGCUUCAUCUACACGGCCAAAGUGCACGUCACCAAAGGCAACGUGCAGGAUGUGAUGAGCACAGCACGCGCCCUGCACCUCGACCAGCUCGCAGAGUCCUGCCAGAAGCUGUUAAACACGCGGGCCUUUGAUGUGGCAGACUCCAACAUGGCCAGCGCGGAGGGCCUGACCAACCCGGGGCAGUCCGCGGAGGGGCAGCAUGCGCAGCCCCAUGAAGACAACGACAUCAUUUAUCAUGGCGAUGCAGAAGACUCCGAUUCGGACGCGUCGACCAAAGCAAAAAACUCUGACAGCGACAGAGACUGGGAGAGCGGCGGGGAUGAUGAAGAUGAUGACGAGGAGGAGGAGGACGAUGAUGAGCAGAACUUUGACUAUGGAUUGCGUCGCAGCACCAGGUCCUAUCUGCAUCCAGACGACAAGCAGAUCAUUGUGGAGUUGAAUUUGAAUAACCAGACUCUACAUGUCUCACAGGGCUCCGGAGAUAUAAUCACAAGCAGAUCUAAAGGCAAGCGGAAGAAAGUAAAGAAAGAGGUGAAGGAAGAGUUAAAUGAGGAAAUCAAGCAGGAGGAACCGGGCAGUGAAGAUGAAAAGAAACACCGACCCCGCCGCGGUCGCCCUCCUCUCACCUCCAAGGACGUGCGGAGGAGAGGCAAGAGGAAGAGGCCCCCUGUGACACCUCGGAAGGUGAAGAAGAUUGAAGAAAAGGAACGCUUCCCUUGCAGCAAGUGCAAGCGGGUCUUCAAUAACAAGAUCUACUUACAGAAGCACCUGACUGUGAGCCACAAGAGAAGCCACGUGUGUGAGAGGUGCGAAAAGAGGUUCGUGAAGGAAGAGGAGUUGCGGCUCCAUCAGCAAACAGACUGUGAGAAGAGCAUUCAGUGUGUCACAUGUGAGAAGCAAUUUAAGAAACUCUGGUACCUUCAGCAACACAUUAAGACAGUGCACAGUCUCACAGAGAGGAGUGUGGCCUGUGAUAUCUGUGGUAAAAAGUUUUACACUGUGGCUCAAGUUAAAAAACACUUGGUUGCGCACCGUGAGGAUAUGCCGUACACAUGUGAGACAUGCGGAAAAUCUUUCAAGCGCAGCAUGUCUCUUAAAGUUCACAGCAUGAAGCAUACUGGGCUCAGACCGUACAAGUGUAAGUUUGAGAGCUGUACGGAGUGCUUCAUGUACCGAUAUCAGCUGAGAAACCACAUGAGCGUGCACCUUGGCCACAAGGAGUUUAUGUGCCAAUGGUGUGGAAAGGAUUUCAGCAUGAAGCAGUAUUUUGACGAGCACUUAAAAGUACACACUGGAGAGAAGCCCUACAUCUGUGAGGUAUGCGGCAAGAGUUUCACGAGCCGGCCCAACAUGAAGCGGCAUCGGCGCACGCACACCGGGGAGAAGCCGUACUCGUGCGACGCCUGCGGGCAGCGCUUUCGCUUCUCCAACAUGCUGAAAGCACACCGCGAGAGGUGCCAGCUUGCCGUCGAGAAGAUCAACAUGGACGUGCACAUUGCGGCAAAUCUGUGACGCGCCGUCACUCCACCAGUGUGUCAGAGUGGCCUCGGGUCGUGCGGUUGCGUUCUUUUUAAGGAAGGUUUGUUUAGAGACACACAAAUUGCCACGUUUGUUAAAGAGGAUUCAUAGACAUUCCUUUUUAUGCAAUAUUAUAAACCCAACUUUUAUUAUCCCCAGUCCAUUGAGCCUGAAUCUCCAAAUAAAUCUGUAAUUUAUUCAUGGUCCAUGGUGUUUUGCCAUCUGGCAGCGAUAAGAGUUACAGGCUUUUUUUAAAAAUAAAAGAUCACGUGUUCGUAUACUGCUGCUACUUAAAAUGAAUUUAAUUUUCUUCUACUUUGCAUAGGACAUAUUUGCUGUUCUUUAUUCAGUAGCACUUACCAUAUGUUAUUAUUUGUGUUCAUGACCUGGACACAUGUUGUUAUGUUACAUUUAUAUCAUAUUUCAUCGUAUUUAAGAAAAAUAUUUUUUUAGGUUACGUAAACUUAAUUAGACGAUUUUGCAGGCACUUUGUACUUUGCUGUACUGUUAGCGCAUACAACUUAGCCCCUUGUCAUAGGAUUUCCAAAAAAAUGGUUUGACCAUUUGAGGAGUGAAAACAACUGGUUGUGCCUCAAACGCAACGUGAUUAUUAUUAUUGAGACACCUUGAAUAAUAUAUACUAAUAGCAUUGUACCAGAAUAGGUACAUAAUAUAUGCCAAAAUGGCUUUUUCAUUUUUUUACGUAUUUGCAGUACAGUAUUCAAACAGCCGUUUAAUGCUUUGACGUAUUAUUGCUGCAGAUCGACUCGUGCAGUAAUGUAUUCAUCUAUUUGCAUUUCAUGCAUUUCUGUAGUUUCCCCACACAGAAAUUAGUGUUACAAAAAUCUUUAAACAGGUUGAUCAGUGUAUCAUACUGAUGUCUUAUUAUUGCUAAGUAAACACACCCUGUUAAUCUGUACCUAAAGGUUAUCAGUGCAGGGGUGUUUGCAAAGUACUUUGAGCAUUUUUAACCCACGUAAAGCACUACUUGCCAUUGCACCCUGUAAUUAGUGUAUGCUGCCACGGUUUUAAUACUGCCGGCUCACAGGAAUGACGUGUUAAGCAAUGUCAUUGGAAACGGUAUUUUAAACAACACGAAACAUGACUUAAUGAUGUUCAACAGAUGCUGAUUAUACCAUUAGAGAAUGUGACUGUGAUGUAAUGUAAUUGGAAUAGAACCGUUUUUAUUUCUUAUUGUAAUCAUGUAAUGAAUGUGUUAAUUUUAUUUUGUUAUCGAACAGUAUAAAGAUACUGUGAACUUUUUGUAUGUCAAUCAUCUUUGUAAACAGCAUAUUGAUUCAUGCACAAAAUACAAUAAAAUAAA